CCGGAGUUCUCGGAGAAAACCCAUGCAGGCACAGGGAGAACAUCCAAACUCCACACAGUGGCAUCCAAGCGGCGUACGGCACCAGCAGCAGCAGUAGAAGAAGGAGCAGCAGAAGAAGAACGAAGUAGAAGAAGAAGAACGAAGGAGGAGAAGAAGAAGAACGAAGGAGAAGAAGAAGAAGAACGAAGGAGAAGAAGAAGAAGAAGAAGAACGAAGGAGAAGAAGAAAAACGAAGGAGAGGGAAACAGAGAAACAUAUCUUCUCAAAAUCUUGCCCGACGAUUCUGAAGGCGAGUGUAACGUUAAAUCAGUGGAGAUGAUGGAGCUGGAUGAUCAGUUGGAGGUGACGAUGUCACAGUUUGAGGAGACUUGUGCAAAGCGGGGAAGGUUUGAAUUUGAAAACUUGCCUGAGUCCCAAUGUGAGUCAGAACCUUCCACAAGUGGAUCUCCGUGCAAAAGGACACGCUUGGAAUACGGAUUAUCAAAAAGACUCGAGGUGUCUUUGGUCAGGCUUCCAGAUUAUAAAAUCAGCGCUCUUCGACCACCGACGCCCCCACAAUUUUACAGUGAGGAUGAAUCACUCAGCAGUUCAGAUUCUGAUAUGGAGCAUCAUGAUGAAUCCAGUGAUUCGGAUAAUCCAUCAGCAAAGAGAUCAAAAGCUAAAAAAAAAAAGAAAGUCAACAAUAUUGACCACACCCCCAUUAUUGAUUCAUCAGCAUUUGCCUACGUGCCUCAAGAAACGACUAAGACCCGCCCUGACCUGCCCGAAGAGGAAAUCAGCGUGGGCUCGACUGUGCUGGCCAGGAAGAAGAACUUGAGGUGGCAACGGGGGCAGAUUGUGGAGGUUGUUACGAAAGAAGAUGGACGAUUAAAGUACAAAAUUAUGUUUGAAGAAAAGGGAAGGAGCUUGGUGUCGGGACACCACAUUGCUUUUGAAGUCACGCCGAGGCUGGAACAGGUGUACGUCGGUGCACGUGUAGUGGUCAACUGUCAGGAUGACACGACUCGGUUCCGAGCUGGUAUCUUGGCAGAGCUCCCCACCAGAAAGAACCGCCUAAGGUUUUUGGUGUUCUUGGAUAACCACAGACCUGUCUAUGUUGGCUUAACAUUAUUUUACCUGGUGUGCAGACCAUUACCAGACCCAACAGAUGACAUUCAGGACGACACUCACAAACGUUUUAUGAAGCAGUACAUAAGGGACUGGCCUUACCCUCAUUUAACUCAGUACAAGCCUGGUCAGAAUGCCUCCGUGGAGUUUAAUGGACUCCAGCAGAGGUGCAAAGUGGAGAUGGUCGACUGCAGCUUGAUCAUGGUGGUUUCGGAGUGUAAUCAGCACAAAGAAUGGAUUCACCGUGGAUCCUUACGGCUCUCGCACAUGCCAAGGUUUUUGGAACUGAGGAGAAGAGAAGCUGAAGCAGGUGAACAGUGAUCUGGCUCCAGUUCCAAGUCUGUCAUUGGAAGUGCGACCUAACUAUGAGUUUCUCUGCAUUUUUUUUUUGUGACAAUAAUUGGCUUACUUUUGAUAUGUUUGAGUUAGAUUUCUCUCCAGUAAAUUGUACAAAUGUGCUUGGUGAAUUACUGGGUGGAUUGCGAUAUUUCAAUUUAAACAACCUCUUCAAAGAAAAAAUUUGGUCAGUGUUUAGGAUUUGUUUUUCUGGAAAGGUGUACAUUGUGUAUAUAGUCAUUCCAGAGCAGCUGUGUUUUAGGCAACCAUGUGCAUUAUUUUAAAACCCACUUCCAAUAGAGGUUAAUGUAUCUUCAGAAGGUUUUUUUUUUUUUUUUAAAGGUACAGAGGUUGAUCUGAAAACAGAAUAGUGCUCUCUGUUUUCCAUUCUUCUUAGAAAAAUGUUAUACAGUGGAAUCUUGGUUUAUGAAUUACCAAGUUUAUGACCAUUUUUGGUUUAUCAUUGAAAUUUUUAAAAGAAAAUUUACCUCUGUUGAAGCUCUAUGUGACUGUCUCGGAUGGCCGCGGACACUCAGUGGUAAUUUUCUUCGUAUCAUAUAAACAUUAUUGACUCUGUCGUUUUGGGCAAAUUUGUUCUAAAUGGGCAUCAGUAUAGUGAGGUUAUUUCUUUUAAAACUUUUC
Messenger RNA from Syngnathoides biaculeatus (alligator pipefish), 2085 nucleotides. RefSeq names its product histone-lysine N-methyltransferase SETDB1-B-like. The record is from RefSeq and is a predicted model, not a curated record. Bases 316 to 1428 code for a protein of 370 amino acids. Gene Ontology annotation, biological process: heterochromatin organization; negative regulation of gene expression. Gene Ontology annotation, cellular component: nucleus. Gene Ontology annotation, molecular function: histone H3K9 methyltransferase activity. The transcript has 10 exons. NCBI's taxonomy places the organism in Eukaryota, Metazoa, Chordata, Actinopteri, Syngnathiformes, Syngnathidae.